Molecule: messenger RNA, 1775 nt
Organism: Impatiens glandulifera
Lineage: Eukaryota; Viridiplantae; Streptophyta; Magnoliopsida; Ericales; Balsaminaceae
Product: O-glucosyltransferase rumi homolog
Exons: 6
Coding region: 198-1697 (499 amino acids)
Source: RefSeq, a predicted model, not a curated record
AGGAGAGAGAGAGAGAGAAUCGGAAGUGGGAGGUUUUGAAGUGUUGUGAGAAGUAUAGAUUUCAAUGGCUACGAAUGAAGAGAUGGGUAGAGAACAUUAAUGGAAGGCGAAGGAUCGAUCGAUCCAUCAAUGGAGGAGGACACCUUUCGCAAAUGGAUGUCAACAAAUAUCUUCCUGCCACCACUUCAGCCUGAAUCAUGGGCGUUCUGUCUCGGACCACUACUGCCGCCUCCGCCACCUCCACCUCCACUCGCUCCUCUCUCUUUGCUCCCCUUCUUGCCAUCGUCUGUUUCUCCAUAGUCCUCCUCUUUGAGGUGGAGAGCUACAUUUCACGGACCAAAACAAUCGCAGGUCACAACUUAGACCCAACUCCCUGGCAUCAAUUCCCGGCCAAAAACUUCACCGACGAAUCCCGUUUAACCCUUGCAUCCAAAAUCAUACAGUGCUCCUAUUUCUCUUGCCAUUCUUCGCCGGAGAAUAAUAAUACUAAUACUGGGUCAUUCUUUAAAACCGACAAGGCAGAGAAAUGCCCGGAAUUCUUCAGAUGGGUACAUCAAGAUCUAGAGCCAUGGGCCGAAACCGGCGUAACUCUAACUCAUAUACAGAAAGCCAAAAACCACGCAUCAAUGAGAGUGGUCAUAGUGGAAGGGAAACUCUACGUGGAUUUAUACUACGCCUGUGUGCAGAGCCGGACCAUGUUUACUGUUUGGGGAUUCUUACAACUUCUUAGAAGAUAUCCUGGUUUAGUCCCCGACGUAGAUUUGAUGUUUGAUUGUAUGGAUAAACCCACCAUUAACAGGACCCAUUACGGAUCAUUGCCGUUGCCCAUGUUUCGUUAUUGCACCACUCCUGAUCAUUUCGACAUCCCAUUUCCAGAUUGGUCUUUCUGGGGUUGGCCAGAGGUUAACAUUGGAGCUUGGGAUGAAGAAUUCAGUAGCAUUAUUCAAGGUUCUUCACGUCGAAGCUGGCGGAGGAAAUGGCCUGUCGCUCAUUGGAAAGGUAAUCCUGAAGUUAGCUCACCUAUUCGCCAGGAGCUGCUGAAUUGCAACCACUCUCGUCUUUGGAGGGCACAAAUUCUUCGUCAGGAUUGGGAGGAAGAAGCCAAGGAUGGAUUUGAGAAUUCGAAACUCUCUAGCCAGUGUGAACACCGUUACAAGAUUUACGCAGAAGGAUUUGCAUGGUCUGUGAGCUUGAAAUACAUAUUAUCAUGUGGCUCACUUCCACUUAUAAUAUCUCCUGAAUAUGAAGAUUUCUUUAGCCGUGGACUCGUCCCCAUGAAGAACUAUUGGCCUAUUUCCACAACAAACUUAUGUCCCAACAUCAAAUACGCGGCCGAGUGGGGCAAUGCGCAUCUGCGCGAGGCGGAGGCAAUGGGGAAAGCUGCUCAAGAUUUCAUGGCAUCUAUGAACAUGGACCGCGUUUAUGAUUACAUGUUUCAUCUUUUGAACGAAUACUCAAAACUACAAAGAUUCAAACCCGCACCACUUUCAUCUGCCCUGGAAGUCUGCCUUGAAUCAUUGUAUUGCUACGCCGAUGAAACCGAGAAAGAGUUCCUGGAGAAAUCGGCUUCCAUGACAGCCUCCGCCCCUCCUUGUACACUUCAGCUAAAAGAUGAUAACAUCAUUGAGAGCUGGUUAGAUAAUAAGAUUAGAGUCAUACAAGAAGUUGAGAACUAUGUGUCUAUUGAUUAUAUUUGAUUUCAGAUCAUUGCUUCUUCUUUUUGUCAAUAUCUAAGCUUCACCUUUUAUAGAAUUUAACUUUUCAUCAAACUAGUG